Messenger RNA from Pygoscelis adeliae (Adelie penguin), 993 nucleotides. RefSeq names its product fibrinogen-like protein 1. The record is from RefSeq and is a predicted model, not a curated record. The transcript has 6 exons. The coding region runs from base 1 to 993 and encodes 330 amino acids. NCBI's taxonomy places the organism in Eukaryota, Metazoa, Chordata, Aves, Sphenisciformes, Spheniscidae.
AUGGGAUCCAGCCGAUCUCGUAGAGAACUGAGCAGCGAAUGCAGACAUAGAUGCCACCAGGACCUCUUGGAUCACGAGGAGGCGGCCGGCCGGAACCACAGCCUGGCCCAACGGGUGCAGGACCUGGAGCAUCGGUACAGCGAGGCCAGCACCCUGCAGCACAUCCAGGCCACGCUGCUCUACGACAUGCAGGCGCAGAUAAACAACAUCUCCGUCCUGACCGACUGGGCCUGGCGUAACCCCACCUGCCUCAGCCCCGCCGAGAUGAGGCUGCAGGAGGAGAUGCAUCAUCCAGAGGUGAAGCAUGCCAGGAACUGCCCCAUCGACUGUGCUUCCGUUUACUACAACGGGCUCCGGCGAUCUGGGGUCUACAGCAUCAUGCCCUCGGUCGGCGGGAUGCCUAUUGAAGUGCUGUGUGAGAUGGACACUGAAGGUGGGGGCUGGACAGUCAUUCAGAGGCGUCAGGAUGGCUCAGUUGACUUCAACCGGACCUGGAACGAGUACAAGGAGGGCUUUGGGGACCUCAAUGGCGAGUUCUGGCUGGGCAACGAGAACAUCCACAAGAUGACGAGCCAAGGGGACUAUUCUCUGCGCAUCGACCUGGAGGACUGGAACAACAAGCACAAGCACGCCUUCUACCAGGUCUUCAGCAUUGAGGACGAGGCAAACUAUUACCGCCUGCACGUGGACGGGUUCAGCGGGACGGUGGAGGAUUCCUUUGCCUGGUACCACAACAAGAGGAGCUUCAGCACACCUGACUCGGGGAACAUCUGCGCCGAGAUUUCCCACGGAGGCUGGUGGUACCACCAGUGCUUUUUCUCCAACCUCAACGGGGUGUACUACAAGGGUGGCCGAUACUCCAUUAAAAACCGCAAGAUCCUGGGGCCGGAUGGUAUCGUGUGGUACUCGUGGAAGGACACAGACUACUAUUCCCUGAGGAAGGUGGUCAUGAUGAUUCGACCACGCACUUUCCGGCCCCACCUCUCCCCCUGA